AUGGUUAAGGAGCCGCUGUUCGUGACUUCUUUGUGUGCACCCAGUUACGGAAACGUGCAGCCGAUUACAAAAGACAUUUAUCAUACUAACCUUUGCAUGCCGGGAAAAAUCUAUAUUCAUUCACAUGUCGGCACGCACAUAUCCAUCGCGUACACAUAUCUAUCUAUCUAUCUAUCUAUCUAUCUAUCUAUCUAUCUAUCUAUCUAUCUAUAUAUAUAUGACAGAGAUCACAAAGAAAUUCCAUUAGAACAUAAGACAGAUAAUCUUACUUUUUUUCUUACUCUCCCUCUGUCACACUCUCCCUCUGUCACCCUCUCUCUCUGCCACCCGCUCUCUCUCUCUCUUCCUUCUCCUGCAACCUUUUCUCUCUCUCUCUCUCUCCCUCUGCCACCCCUCUCUCUCUCUCUCGGUCACCCUCUCUCUCUGUCUUCCUUCUGCAACCUUCUCUCUCUCCCUCUGCAACCCUCUCUCUCUUCCUCGUCCGCCCUCUCUCUCUCUCCCUCCCUCUGCCACCCUAUCUCUCUCUCACUCUCUCCCUCUGCAACUCCCUCUCUCUCCCUCUUCAACCCUCUCUCUCUCUCUCUCUCUCUUUGA
Molecule: messenger RNA, 594 nt
Organism: Acanthosepion pharaonis
Lineage: Eukaryota; Metazoa; Mollusca; Cephalopoda; Sepiida; Sepiidae
Source: the annotation of a GenBank genome assembly